AGUGUACAACAAUACAAAAACAGCAGCAAGACAUAGGUAAUAAUAAAAAAACUAAUUAUACACAUACGUACAGACACACACAUACAUACAUACAUACACAUGGGUAGUGCAAACUACCAGUUUUUUUAACUGAAGUCUACAUUCAUACUGAAACCUAUACACAAUGGAGUUUAAGGAGGUGUGGUGCUGGGCGGGGCAAAGAAUGUGGCUUGGUGUGGGACUGGACUUCACAGACUGCUGCUCCUCCCACCACUAGUGAAAUCUUCCUGCCCCUAAGCCCACACAACACACACACACAGACACAAAAACAGACAACAGGGCCUACCAGACAAAAUCAGGAUAUGACAUCAUUCACAGGAAGGGAAGCUUUUUGCUUGUGUUUUGCUCUUUUCUGACUUUUGAGAGGUUAGGUCGGCUGAUGAGAGGGAAAGAGAAAGAAUCUUCACAGAACAGUUUGGAUUUGCUCUGUAACCUCUUGGAAAAAAAGAGUAGACAGUGGAAUUCUUCUCUGGUUUCCCACAAAUCCCCCAACAUUCCAAGUGUCUACAGGGACAAAAGCCAGAAACGUCCCCAUUUGAUGGGACUGAGGCGCAGGUAAUCAUAAGUCUGAACAAUCACAGCCAUCCUGAUCCUGACUGGUAGCUAACUCCUGCAUCAGCCUCCUCAGUUCAGCAAUGGCUCUGUGCUUGGGGCAGGUUUUCAGCAAAGACAAGACAUUCCGACCUCGAAAGCGAUUUGAACCUGGUACACAACGCUUCGAGCUAUACAAAAGAGCCCAGGCCUCUCUAAAAUCGGGCCUGGACCUUAGGAAAGUUGUGCAGCUGCCAGAUGGAGAGAACAUUAACGAUUGGAUAGCUGUGCAUGUGGUGGAUUUCUUCAAUCGUAUCAAUCUCAUCUAUGGGACUGUAAGCGAGUUCUGCACUCAGAAGAGCUGCCCCAUCAUGUCUGGUGGGCCACGUUAUGAAUACAGAUGGCAGGAUGGGGAUCAGUUCAAGAAGCCCACCAAGCUGCCUGCUCUUAUAUACAUGAACCUUCUGAUGAACUGGAUUGAGUCACUCAUCAACAAUGAGGACAUCUUUCCAACACGAGUAGGAGUCCCCUUUCCUAAGAACUUUCAGCAGAUGUGCAAGAAGAUUCUGAGCCGAUUGUUUCGGGUGUUUGUCCAUGUGUACAUCCAUCACUUUGACGUUGUCUGUAGUAUAGGGGCUGAAGCUCACAUCAACACCUGCUACAAACACUACUAUUAUUUCAUUUCUGAGUUCUGCCUCAUCGACAACUCAGAGCUGGAGCCUCUGAAGGAAAUGACAGAGAGGAUCUGUCACUGAAAGGAUGUGGAGAUGUGCUCAAAAUGUGCCCGAACCAAUUCACUUGCUAGUGAACCAAUCACUUUAAAUAUUCAUGCCAAAUGAAUGUGUAUUGGAGGUCCGAUCUGAGAUCAGACUGAGACAC
This is a messenger RNA of Myxocyprinus asiaticus (Chinese sucker), 1449 nucleotides long. RefSeq names its product MOB kinase activator 3C-like. Lineage: Eukaryota; Metazoa; Chordata; Actinopteri; Cypriniformes; Catostomidae. Bases 675 to 1325 code for a protein of 216 amino acids. Gene Ontology annotation, molecular function: protein kinase activator activity. Gene Ontology annotation, biological process: positive regulation of protein phosphorylation; signal transduction. The transcript is spliced from 4 exons. The record is from RefSeq and is a predicted model, not a curated record. Gene Ontology annotation, cellular component: cytoplasm; nucleus.